CCUCCACUUAGACACAGCACAACACACAGCCUCUCUAACUACAGAGAUCACCAAGCAAACUCUCUACAGGGACGUACUUGGCGCCGAGACCGAGAAGAGAAGAGGAGAUGGCCGGUGCGGCGAAGGCGUCGUGGAUGGUGGCGAUGAGCGUGGGGGCAGUGGAGGCCCUCAAGGACCAGGCCGGCCUCUGCCGCUGGAACUACGCGUUGCGGUCCAUCCACCGGACCGCCAAGGCCAACCUGCCCAGCUUCUCGCAGGCCGAGAAGCUAGCCCCCGUGGCGGAAAGGAGGAGAGCGGGCAAGGCCGAGGAGGGGAUGAGGACGGUCAUGUACCUCAGCUGCUGGGGACCCAAUUAGCCAUCGGUCCUCUCUGUUCCAGCUUGCAGCAACCGAGCUUGGCUUGAGACCAUGGCUGUUGCCCCCUAAUUGUAAUAUAUGAUGAUGAUGAUGAAAAGUUCUGCCACUUCAAUUGAGUAUACGAAAGCUUAUGCUAAUUUUCAGAGAGGCGAGUUGGUUUAAACCAUUGCUGCGUGCCGUAUAUCUUGGGAUCUACCUACCGGCACAAGAAUAUGUAAAUUGAAUUUGAUAUUUUCCCGUACGAGAUGACUCGUGUAACUGCGAGGGACAGCAGUACAGCACA
Molecule: messenger RNA, 639 nt
Organism: Phragmites australis (common reed)
Lineage: Eukaryota; Viridiplantae; Streptophyta; Magnoliopsida; Poales; Poaceae
Exons: 1
Coding region: 108-356 (82 amino acids)
Source: RefSeq, a predicted model, not a curated record